UGCUUUCCCACUCAAUUCCACGUUAUUUCCAUAACAAUACUCCGUACUGUAUUACACACUCGACUUUUCCCUGUUUUGUAAAUCAAUAUAUAAAAAUCUUCACAGUACACCUUGUUUCAAUUUGUAAUCAAAGAAGAACAUCAUCCAAAAACAAAUUAAAACAACAUGGAUUCCAUAGUACAGAAUGCAGUAGGAGGAUUAUUAGCAAAUGAAGCUCAUGGAAUAAUUGGAAUGUUGUUGUCACGCAUCAAUGCGGAAAUCAAACUAGCUCGCGGUUUCAAGAAAGAGUUACAGGUGGUUCAAGGGCAGCUCACUCGAUUAAUUGCAUUAUUACAUGGUGCUUCUUGCCAGUCGAUCAAUAAUCCAUUGCUAGUCGAUUGGCUAAAAAAUAUAGAGGAUGCUGCUUACGAUGCAGACGACUUGCUUGACCAAUUGUCAUAUGAAGCUCUACAGACUAAAAUUAUCUGUACUCGAAAGAGGGACAAGUUUAGACUUGGUGUCUCUAAGCGCUUUUCACGCUUACGUAUGGGUCACAAAGCGAGUGACUUAACAACCUUGAUUAACAACAUAUAUGAUGAUGCUAAUAAGCUUGGUAUUAGACCUAUCGAUGUUGCUUCAAGAGAUGUGUACAGUAGUAGACAUUGUCAUCCAAGUGAAGAUCAAGAAACAAGCAAACUUCGUAACCAGCGACACUAUGUGGAUGAUAAGUUGCUCAUAGGAAGGGACGAGGACUUAACACGCCUUGUUAAGUUAAUAUGUGAUCCUAACAACACCAAUUCAUCCCAUCUCACUGUCAUAAGCAUAGUGGGAAUGGCAGGUUUGGGAAAGACGACAUUGUGUAAACGCAUUUCCAAGGAACAAGAGGUGUUGGAAUUCUUCAACUCUGAAAUUAUUUGGCUUGUCAUCUCUCGUACUUAUGAUCUUUUAGACGUUUUAAACAGAAUGGUGGAGAUGCUUUGCAGAAAACAUUCAUCCAUGAGAGAUAGACAAGCACUUAUAUCAGAGCUCCAUGAAAAGUUGAAGGAUAAAAGGUACUUACUCAUAUUGGAUGAUGUAUGGGAUACAAUUCAUUGGGAAUCCUUGAAAUCCACUCUAGAGGAAAUUGGUGGAUCCUAUGGUACUACUGUAUUAGUGACUUCGCGCAACAAAGAUGCAGUUGGAAAUAUGGUGACAGAUUGUUAUGAUAGUAAAGGUAAACAUACCAUGAAAAGGCCUUCUAUCUAUAUGUUGCAGGGAUUGAGUAUAGCUGACAGCUGGUCGCUAUUUUUGGCAAGAAUAAGUGAAGAUAGUCUAGUCGAUAGCGAGAAAGAAGUUAUUGCAAGAAGAAUGAUGAAGAAUUGUGGAGGCGUUCCUCUAGCCAUAAGAGCACUAGGGGACUUGCUAAGGGACCAAAGUCUGAAUAGAUGGAAGGAGAUUGAGCAAAGUCAUACAUGGACGAAAGUGGAUAGGAAUGAUAUUUUGCCUUCCUUGAGGUUAAGUUACGACUUCUUGCCAAGCAUGACUUUUAAAAAAUGCUUUGCUUAUUGUGCCAUAUUCGGAGAAGAUGAGGUCAUUGACAAGAAUAAGUUGAUCUACAUGUGGAUGGCUCAGGGCUACUUGCAACCUUAUGAAGUAAUGGAGGACAAAGGGGAAGAAUAUGUCCAGCAUCUGUUGAAUAGUUCUCUUUUCCAAGAAGCAGAAUUGGAUGAGUGUGGCAAAGUGAAGACUUUUAAGAUGCAUGAUCUAGUAUGGUGUCUUGCUCGAGUUGUUUCAACUGGGGAGUGCUUGUGCUCAGAUGGAUAUGAAAGAUCAAAUGAGGUUCUACGGCACUUAUUAGUUCCCAGGCAAUCUAAAAGCAGAGAGCUCACUCUCACGUCCUAUACAAAGUUGCGAACAUGUUUGCUUUUCAAGGAGUUUGAACAUCCUAGCCUACAUUUUUGGUUAAAAUGUAGGGACUUAAGGGUGUUAAAUAUAGGAUGGAAUUGGAGUGAGGAUUUAGAUUGGGAGCCGUUGGGUAGCUUGAUACAUUUGAGGUACUUUGAAAUUGCUGUCGACAAUGGUUUGGGUGUCGUUCAGUCCAACCUUGCUGAACACAUCACCAAACUUUACCACUUGCAAACACUUUGUAUAAACAACUUAUACAUUGUGAAAGAUCCAUGCACGACUCAAUUUCCAAAACAAAUAGGUAAUUUGGUAAAUUUACGCCACAUCCUUCACGAUGAUACCAUUGGUAUACCUAUGGGGUUGGGUCUUUUGACUGCUUUACGAACCUUGCCUGCUAUCAAUUUAGAAAUGAAUUGGGGCGGGAAAUUAAGUGACCUUGGUUCAUUGACAAAUCUCAGAGGUACAUUGGAAAUUCACAAUCUAUGUUUUUUAGACAGUGAAGAAGAAGCUCGUGACCGGGUUCUAGACAACAAGUCAUACCUUGAUAAUUUAGUUCUGAGAUGGGGUUUUAGUAAAUGGCCAGCAGUUAAGGAUAACCCCCACGCGAAUGAGAUCCUUGAAGCUCUGCAACCUAAUGCGAACUUAAAAAUGCUUCAGAUUUGGAAUCAUGAUGGUACUAGAUUUCCAAGAUGGCUGAUUGAAGAAAGAAGUUCCUCACUUUCCAACCUCGUCUCCUUGAAGAUUUAUAGAUGUGCAGCCGAAGGAAUUCUGACAUUAGAGAGUUUCAGAUCUCUUCGUUUCUUACAAGUGGAAUACUGCAAGAAGCUGACUAUUAUAUUACCAAACAGAGGGUUCCAAUGUUGCAAUUCGCUUGAACAGAUAGUAGUAGUUGAUUGUUAUCAAGUCGAAAAUCUUGGAGAUUUAUCUUCUUUAACACAGCUUCAUUCUUUAACCUUAAAAAGCAACCAACUAGUAGGGUUGGGAAGUCUUCCUUGUAUAAGGGAACUACACACUGAUGAAUUCGUACUGCUUGCACAAUUGAGCGAAGAUAGUCCUGUUUGCAAAUCCCUCGAAGUUUUAACAUUGGAGGGGUUCCACUUGUAUGACAAUGAUGAUACAACUGCUCUUCCUGAUCAGCUCAAAUAUUUGAGGGCAAUGCAAUGCUUGACAAUCGGACACUCCGAAUGCUUGGAAACAAUACCCGACUGGCUAGGGAAAUUGACAUCUCUCAGAGAGCUGCAUCUUUAUGGGUUGCCAAAAUUGAAGAAUCUGCCUUCUCCAGAAGCAAUUCGCCAUCUCUCGAAUUUAAAAACUUUAGAAAUGGCUGGUUGCCCCCUUCUGUUAGCAGGUGUUGAGGGUGAAAGUGGAGAGUGGCUUAAAAUUGCCCAUAUCCCUUCUUUCAUAUACUACUGAUGUAUAGUAAUAAUGAUGUUGUGAUUCAAUCUUUUGACAUCAAUACACAUUUGGUGGAUGUUUUUAUAUGUUUCUGUUCUAUGUCUAAGUUUUGAAAAUGUCAAACAUAUUUCAGGCAAUUUGGUUUGGUCACUUGGUGUUUAUUGUAUAUUUAUAUCUACAGCUUUGAUUAGACUAAAGUUGAUAAAAGCUCUGUCAAAUAUCCAUUUUGUGUUUUGUUACUGUAAUAAGAAUUGUGAGUCAAUGUAGAUGUUUUUUAUCUCGUGCGACCUGCCAAAUUGACCAAGCAAGAAUAGUUAAGGUGGGUUAAGAAGAUGAGUUGGAUAGUGAAAGUCAAGAUAAAUGAGCAUUAGUGUCCUUCGUAUGAAAGCAGUAAAACAUUGCAAAAAUUGACCAAAUUAAAAAGUCAAGAUCAGGCAAUUUUUUUUUUUUUUUUU
Molecule: messenger RNA, 3713 nt
Organism: Chenopodium quinoa (quinoa)
Lineage: Eukaryota; Viridiplantae; Streptophyta; Magnoliopsida; Caryophyllales; Amaranthaceae
Product: putative disease resistance protein RGA3
Exons: 2
Coding region: 166-3276 (1036 amino acids)
Biological process (GO): defense response to other organism
Molecular function (GO): ADP binding
Source: RefSeq, a predicted model, not a curated record